UGCUUAGGAACCGGGGACCCAGGAGUGCCCGCACCCUGAGCUCUCAGCUCCGGAGGCGUCAUGGCCGAGUACGGGACUCUCCUUCAGGACCUGACCAACAACAUUACCCUUGAAGAUCUGGAGCAGCUCAAGUCAGCCUGCAAGGAGGACAUCCCCAGCGAGAAGAGUGAGGAGAUCACUACAGGCAGUGCCUGGUUUAGCUUCCUGGAGAGCCACAACAAGCUGGACAAAGACAACCUCUCCUACAUUGAGCACAUCUUUGAGAUAUCCCGCCGUCCUGACCUACUCACUAUGGUGGUUGACUACAGAACCCGUGUGCUGAAGAUCUCAGAGGAGGAUGAGCUGGACACCAAGCUAACCCGUAUCCCCAGUGCCAAGAAGUACAAAGACAUUAUCCGGCAGCCCUCUGAGGAAGAAAUCAUCAAAUUGGCUCCCCCACCAAAGAAGGCUUGAGCAAAGGGGAGGAAGAGGAGGAAGGUUGGAUCUUCAUCAGACCACUCCCUUCCCCAUCCUCAAUGGGAGGGGCUAGGGCAACCCCCUGCCCCGUACCCACUUACUAACUUGGUCCUAACCCCCUUACUAUGCGCGUGUGUGUGCGUGUUCACACGCUCUGGCUGUCUGUCUGUCUAGCUCAUCUAGUUCCUCCUCCUCGUGAGGGGACUGGAGUCGGGAGGGGGGGGCUUAAUUUCCCCACUAUAGGGGGAAGUGGAAGCUAUUUCUAUGUAAAUAGAAAUGGGCACAUUCCUCCUUCUCCCCUCCCCUCCACUCUUCCCGCAUUUUCCUACACUGAGGAGCUAAGGUUAAGAUGAGGUAUGGGAGAGAUGGUGAGAGUUAAAACCAAUGGGGAAGGAAGGUAAGAGGCUACUCAGCCUCUACCUGGAAGGGGAAAGAAAACCCAGAAUUCAGGGUUUGUAGAUCUAUGCUGGACUGGCUAGAAUCCAGUUUCUUGUUAUUCCUUAGGCUGAAGUCCUAAGAGCCAAUAGGCCCUCUUUUAUGCCCUUGUCAUGGGCCUGGGAUGGGUAUGAGCCAGAAAUCUUAAUGAGAAGACCACUAGAGCCUUUCCUGGCCCCCAAAAUCAAACCCCAUGGAGAAGCCAGCAUUUGAUGUCCCCAACUUCUGCUCUGGAGAGACUAUGCUGGGACCAUGUACUACUGAGCCUGAGAUAGGGAUGCAGGUGGAGACAGGCCCAACUUCUACUCCUUUAUUCCUAAAUACAGACUGUUGAAUAUACUGACCCUGAGCCUAAGGAGGUUUGGGGGAAUGAGAUCUAUAGGUUUUAACCUCAACCUGCCCAUACCUACAGGGUCCCAAUAUGGAUAUUGUAGGUAACCUUCACACCAGUCUCCAGUUUAGAAUACCCCAAGCAAGAAAGAAGUUAAUCAUAGUGGUUUCCUUUGCACCUAUUACCACCCCAGUUCAAUCCAGGAAGGGACUUGGUUAACCUUUCUCAUUUGGGUUUGUGGAUGCCUCCAAGCCAAGUCACUAGAGUACAGUGAGUGAACCCAGCCUCCUACCUGUCCCAAGAUGCCCUUCCCCAUCUUGACCGUGCUAACUGUGUGUACAUAUAUAUUCUACAUAUAUGUAUAUUAAACCCGCA
This is a messenger RNA of Cricetulus griseus (Chinese hamster), 1597 nucleotides long. It is a transcript of the gene Pea15, whose product is annotated as proliferation and apoptosis adaptor protein 15. The record is from RefSeq and is marked provisional. NCBI's taxonomy places the organism in Eukaryota, Metazoa, Chordata, Mammalia, Rodentia, Cricetidae. Gene Ontology annotation, biological process: negative regulation of extrinsic apoptotic signaling pathway via death domain receptors; MAPK cascade. Gene Ontology annotation, molecular function: protein binding.